Boleophthalmus pectinirostris (great blue-spotted mudskipper) is the source of this 1482-nucleotide messenger RNA. RefSeq names its product dickkopf-related protein 1. The transcript has 4 exons. Gene Ontology annotation, biological process: negative regulation of canonical Wnt signaling pathway; multicellular organism development. Gene Ontology annotation, molecular function: receptor antagonist activity; co-receptor binding. Bases 120 to 881 code for a protein of 253 amino acids. Gene Ontology annotation, cellular component: extracellular region. The record is from RefSeq and is a predicted model, not a curated record. Lineage: Eukaryota; Metazoa; Chordata; Actinopteri; Gobiiformes; Gobiidae.
CACUAACUUCACUCUGAGGAGUUUGGAUUCAGGACUCGAGACUCACUUGGACUUUGUCACUCAGCUUUUUACGCAUCGGGAUUGUGUUUGGUUUCACAGCUGACUUUGAGCGUGGAAUCAUGCAGCUGUCAGUGCGGUGCUUCGUGGCUGUGUGCCUCUCUCUUUUGGGAUACCUUGGGGAAGUUUACGCAGGGACAGUUCUCACGAACUCAAACGCCAUUAAGAACGUGCCCGGUACUUUCGGCGCUAAAGGAGGAGAGACUGUCAGCCCCAGUCCGCGCACCUCACCAUCUCAAAGCGCUGGACACAAAUUUCACCAUGACAACAUACAGCACCCAGGAGUGUGUUUGGAGGAUGAGGACUGCAGCGCUGAUGAGUUCUGUAACGACGCCCGGGGCGCCUGUCUGCCCUGUCGUAAGAGCAGGAAGCGCUGCUCACGGGACUCCAUGUGCUGCGCUGGGAACCGCUGUAGCAACGGUGUUUGUCAGGCUAAUGACAUAGACAGCACUGACCCAUCUAUCACCCCCGGCUGGCACAAACACAAUAACACUUUGGAGCAUCACAGCAAAAAGCUGCCUGCUUCCAACAGCCACCUGCCCAAUGCAGUUAAAGGUAUGGAGGGGGACACAUGCCUGCGCUCCUCAGACUGCUCCGAGGGACUGUGCUGUGCCCGACACUUCUGGUCUCGCAUCUGUAAGCCUGUGCUGACAGAGGGCCAGGUGUGCACACGUCACCGAAGGAAAGGCACCCACGGCCUGGAGCUCUUCCAGCGCUGUGACUGUGGAGACGGGCUGGCCUGUAAGCCCGAGAAAGGGGAACGGGAGCAUGGAGUCAGCAGGACAGCAGCAGCCCGGAAUCUACACACCUGCCAAAGACGCUGAACUCUCCAUAGAGCCCAUACAGACUGUGAGCUCUGCUCCACACAGAUCAUACAGACUCUGAGCUCUGCUCCACACCACACAGCAGUCAGACACUGGUGGAUAGCUUUCAGCCAGAGAUGCUGACACACAGACACCCAACACCUAAGACAUCCUUUCCGGCCAAGCUGCUGACAAACAGCAGCCGGAAGGGGAGACAAGAGUCCGGAGAAAGGUGAUACACCCAGAGGGAUGCGGAAGUGUAGGAUGGACUGAUCCUGUGGCACCAAACAAUCCAGAGGAAAAGGAAGUUGGAGAGUGACAUUAGGAACUCUUCGAAGAUCAAUUUAUGUCGUUAGAAAUGGCAGUGCUGUUUUGUUUCUCUUUUGUGGAACUUCAAGCCUCGGUUAUUGCAGUAAAUUACUGUGUUGUAAAUAUGAUGGAGGUGGCACUUAUUUGGAAUAUAGAAUUUUGUCAACACCAGUAUUAUUUAGACAUGGUGCUGCAUGGUUCGUUCUCAGUAUUGUAAAUGUGUACACAGCAUAAUGUUAUAUACUUUGUAAAUUACUAUAUUUUUAAUUUACGUGUAUAGAAAAUGUGAAUAUAUUGUUUAAUUAAACAACAC